Brassica napus (rape) is the source of this 953-nucleotide messenger RNA. RefSeq names its product Golgi SNAP receptor complex member 1-1. The record is from RefSeq and is a predicted model, not a curated record. NCBI's taxonomy places the organism in Eukaryota, Viridiplantae, Streptophyta, Magnoliopsida, Brassicales, Brassicaceae. The coding region runs from base 1 to 720 and encodes 239 amino acids. Gene Ontology annotation, biological process: vesicle fusion; endoplasmic reticulum to Golgi vesicle-mediated transport. Gene Ontology annotation, cellular component: cis-Golgi network; SNARE complex; Golgi membrane. The transcript is spliced from 5 exons. Gene Ontology annotation, molecular function: SNAP receptor activity.
AUGGCCGUUGCCUUUCAACGAUACUGCGAUAAUUUCGUCACGUCUCAGUUUCACAAUGCUAUAUUUUUCACUUCGAUGAGAGAUCAUUGGCUGCCCUUAUUUAGACAGGGAGGAGAAUACGAGGGGAGAAAAAAAAAUUUGAUCGACGAUGAAAACCUUCGGUUGUUUCUCCUCGACGAAGCGGAGACAAUCCUCGACGACGAAGCGACAAGGCGGUGGCUCUUCUCGACGAGACGAAAAUCAUCGGAUGCUGCUCAGUCGAAGGCGGUUUCUCUCUCUUGGGAUGAUUUACGGAAACAUGCUAGAAAGAUUGAAGCUCAGCUUGACGAGCAGAUGCAUUCUUACCGCAGGCUUUUUUCCACUAAGUCUGAUGGUGCAGAGAGUGAUCUUGAAGCUGGGAUUGACUUACUACUAAGGCAACUUCAGCAAGUUAAUGCUCAGAUGCAAGCAUGGAUUUGUUCAGGGGGCUCUGAAAUGGUCUCCCAUACUUUAACUCGACAUCAAGAGAUCCUUCAAGAUCUCACGCAGGAGUUUGAUCGACACCGGUCAAGUCUUAGAACAAAGCAAGAGCAUGCUUUACUUCUUGAGGACUUUAAAGAAUUUGAUCGGGCUAGAUUAGACUUAGAAAGUGGGGAUGGGUCUACAAAACAAGCACUGCUCAAUGAACAUGUGGGAAUCAACCGCAAUACAGCGCAGGUAAUUAAAAUCCUACGCCAGUAAAGCUUUGUUAGAGUUCUUCACACUUGUAUUGUAUCCCAUGGCUUAUCACUUGAGUAUAUAAACGGUAUAGAUAGAUGGUGUCAUUUCACAAGCUCAUGCAACACUUGUUUUGUAUUGUUGUUGUGGUUAGUAGGGAAAUCACAUGUUUUGUAUUGUUGUGGUCAGUAGGGAAAUCACAUUUUUGUAUUGUUGUAGUCAGUUUUGAAAAUCACAUGUGUAUAUUUUUUUUUCUA